Messenger RNA from Gasterosteus aculeatus aculeatus (three-spined stickleback), 652 nucleotides. It is a transcript of the gene taf13, whose product is annotated as TATA-box binding protein associated factor 13. NCBI's taxonomy places the organism in Eukaryota, Metazoa, Chordata, Actinopteri, Perciformes, Gasterosteidae. Gene Ontology annotation, molecular function: protein heterodimerization activity. The record is from RefSeq and is a predicted model, not a curated record. Gene Ontology annotation, biological process: transcription by RNA polymerase II. Gene Ontology annotation, cellular component: transcription factor TFIID complex.
GCCGCGCCGAGCACCGUAACCCGGCGUUCAUCCAGCGUAACACCCACACGCCCGUUGCGUCUCUUUCCCCCUCCAGGAUGGCGGAGGACGAGGACGAGGCCGGAUACGACGAGGAGCUGGACGACGGCUCCGGCGGGAUGGACGUCGGCGGCCACGGGAGGAGGAAGAGGCUCUUCUCCAAGGAGCUGCGGUGCAUGAUGUACGGCUUCGGGGACGACCAGAACCCGUACACGGAGUCCGUGGACAUCCUGGAGGACCUGGUGAUCGAGUUCGUCACGGAGAUGACCCACAAGGCCAUGUCCAUCGGCCGCCAGGGCCGCGUGCAGGUGGAGGACAUCGUCUUCCUGAUCCGGAAGGACCCGAGGAAGUUCGCCCGAGUCAAAGACCUGCUGACCAUGAACGAGGAGCUGAAGAGAGCCCGCAAGGCUUUCGACGAGGCAAACUACGGCUCGUGAGCCCUCCGACGCGGCGCUAGUUGCAUCGCAGCGGUCCGAGUGUCUCCUUUUGACGCCACUCGCCGUCCAAAAUCUGUUAUUUGUGGUUUAUUUUUUAUUUCCUAUCACUCUAUGAUGGUGACGAAGUGUGUAACCUUGUUGGUGGUUGUGGUGUGUGAGUUUCUCAAUAAAGAAACGUGCACGUUGGGUUAAUAAGA